ACGUCACGCAACUUCGCGUAGUACAUACAUAGCUUUAAAUCGGUCCAAUUUAACCUCUUUUUAGUAAAUAAAAAUAAAUUAUAUGAGCUAACAUCUUGACGAUUAAUUUAUAUUAAUGUACGAUGGAGGAAUGAUAAACAGCAGUAUUUUUUCUCUUUUUAUAGAGAAAUUUUAAAUGGAUUAAUUCAAUCGAAUCAUAUUUUUGUAGUAAAAACCUACAGGUUUCGUAGCAUUUAAUAAUGAUUAUUAGCAACGUAUGACAAGAUUGAUUUUAUAUACGACAAUGGCAGAAUCAGAUAGUACAAGCACAUUGAAAUGGACGCGGCCCGAUCAGGUGAUGCAGUUACAUCGUAUGAAGUUAAAGAAACGAGCACUUCAAGCGCGUAUAAAUAAAACAAAUAUCAACAGUGGGGAGGUUCAAUGCCCUGCUAGGAAUUUAGAUGGAUUUAAUUCCAGCAAUCGUAUACUGCAGGAUAUAUCUCAGAAACGUAAAAAUCCAUUUGCAAUCAAUGAAUCGUAUAAGAAACAGAAGAAUAUAACAUCAGCUGGACUAGAAAUCAGUAGCGACAAUACAUUGUUUGAAUUAUUAAAUCUUGACGUUCAGCAAAAGAAACAAGCAAUAGACUCACCUGUAAAUAACUCGUUAACUUUUACCAAUGUUCUUUCAAAAUUGGAAUCAAUUAAUCAGACUCCUAAUGCAAGUGUUCCAAAGGGAGAAGAGUAUAUUCCUAUAGAUUGGACGUUAAAAACUAAAGUAAGAUUCAUGUCUCCAAAACCAUUUCCAUGGAAUGGCAAACUUAAGACAAGCGAAGAAGCAUCGGGUACUACAGGAUUUGUUAGAUGUCUAGACAUCGGAGAAAAAGAGACAACUUUGGACACUAGUCUAAAUGCAAGAUUUCAUCAAUGCUGCUUAAUAUGGCAGCAUCCAUCUUUACCAUGGUUGGAAUUAUUUCCUCGCUCUGCGGGCAAAGUGAGUGCUAGUCUUGCAAGUAAUAUAUCAUUGGCAAACAAUCAAUGUACAAAAGAUGCAUUGUACAGAGAAUGGUGCGAUAGCUUCAGAUCAUUGUUUCAUUUGCUGCGAGCAAGACAAUGUCCAUACUUUUAUGUAUGUGCUAACACAUUUACAGUACUGUUUCGUGCUGCUGGUAUCUGUGGUUUGUCAGAGAUUCAUGCUCUUCUCACACCUACUACACGUGGAUUUCGUCAAUCAUUAAAGCAAGAAGAAAUAGAAUACUCUAUGCCAUUAAGGAAAGAUUCUAAAAGACGAUCCGAUGGAGGAGAUUCCGAUUCUACGACUACAGAUGUUUUAUCUAAUACAACAAAUCAACAAAAUAAUUAUGAAGAAGAGGAAGAAGAAGAAGAAGAAACUCAAGAUGCAUGGCUCAAAAGUCUUGGAGUAGAAAAUUCAGAAAUAAAAAAAAUUAACCAUUCACAGACGAGAAUGACUUUGGAGAAAGAAAGUGAAAUAGAUAAUUUGAAGCAAUCACUCGUUUUUGUAAAAGGCGUAGAAACGCAGGCGUUAUUUAACUUUUUAAUUAAUUGCAAAUCUGCUACCGCGGCGACCGGUGCGUUAGCCGGUGUUCCUCCUACGCUUUUAGCUCCGACAGCUUUUCACGGUGCCACGUUAAAAGCACUUAAGGUCCGGGAAAGUGUAGUACGUGUUGAUAACGACAGAUAUUACUCUUUGGAAUUGAAAGGACCUCUUUUGCCGCAAGUGUUACCAUCUCUCUGUCAUUUGAUGACAUCUAGUCAAUUGGAACAGUAUUCGGCGAGCUGCGCACAACUGGAAUCGACAACUCCGUUUUCUGUGGCAAAGCAUGGUACAGGUUAUACAAGCGUUACAAAAGAAGAGGAUCAUAAUAUCACGAAAGUACCACCUAAUGUGUUUGGACAAGAAAAUCUAAGCGAUUGUGGAUUCAACGAAGAAUUAUUGAGUCACUUUUGUAAUCCUGAUCCAGCCAGGAUAGAGGUCUUUGAAAGCUUUAAAUUCUUCAACGGAUUAUACACCUGGUCGUAACGACACGAAUAUUUAAUUUAAGAAAUAAACGCAUUUGAAUACACACACAGGUUUGUCAAAUUUAAAUUAAUAAAAAACAAACUAGAUAUUUCAUUCUAAGCAUUAGGGUGACGUUACAUCGCUAGCGACACGUAAUGUUUAUUAAUGAAAUGCAGUUGUGCUUGUGAUAAAAAAUUUUUAUCGUUGUAAAAUUACAGAGAGCGAAAUUUAUACUCAAUUUUACUAAGAUAUAUGUAAUAACUCGACAUAAAAUGUGUGAAAUAUUUGACGCAAUAUUUGUGUACGAUAAGAUGUACAGGUAUUAUCGAUAGUGGAUAAAAACGGUACGGAUAUUAUCGACAUUAGA
This is a messenger RNA of Nylanderia fulva, 2363 nucleotides long. RefSeq names its product humpty dumpty (gene hd). Gene Ontology annotation, cellular component: nucleus. Gene Ontology annotation, biological process: nuclear DNA replication. The record is from RefSeq and is a predicted model, not a curated record. NCBI's taxonomy places the organism in Eukaryota, Metazoa, Arthropoda, Insecta, Hymenoptera, Formicidae.